AUGGAAGCAGCCCGAGCCCUCGCCGUAGAAUUCCACAAGCACAACGUGCAACUAGUCUACGGCGGCGGUACAACUGGCCUAAUGGGCGAAGUUGCUCGCGCGCUCGUCUCGCUCUCGGGCCCGAAAGCCGUGCACGGCAUCAUCCCCCGCGCCCUGGUCAAAGUCUCAACAGUCAACGGCAUGCGCGAGCACACAGAAGGCCAGGUCGGUUCCAAAGUAGCGGGCAAAACCGCCGAGCGGGUCGUCGACUCUGUUGAUGCUGUUAAGGCGGAUGGAAUUCCCGAGUCGGAGUACGGCCUCACGACGAUUGUUGCCGAUAUGCACACGCGCAAGCGUCUGAUGGCGACGAAGGUCCUUGAAGGUGGGCCUGGGUCUGGGUUUGUUUCGCUGGCUGGUGGGUUUGGUACUAUUGAGGAGGUUAUGGAGAUGACGACUUGGAAUCAGUUGGGGAUUCAUCAGGUUGGGGUUGUGUUGUUGAAUAUUAAUGGGUACUGGGACGGGUUGUUGGCUUGGGUGCGUAAUGCUGUGAAGGAGGGGUAUAUCAGUGCUAGUAAUGGGGAGAUCCUUGCGGAGGCCAAGGAGGUUUCUGAGGUCUGGCCGAAGUUGCGGGCUUAUCAGGUUAGUAAUGGGCGGAUGCGGUUGAACUGGGGAGAGGAGUGA
This is a messenger RNA of Penicillium egyptiacum, 660 nucleotides long. The record is from the annotation of a GenBank genome assembly. Lineage: Eukaryota; Fungi; Ascomycota; Eurotiomycetes; Eurotiales; Aspergillaceae.